This is a messenger RNA of Jaculus jaculus (lesser Egyptian jerboa), 1931 nucleotides long. RefSeq names its product ring finger protein 215 (gene Rnf215). The record is from RefSeq and is a predicted model, not a curated record. Gene Ontology annotation, biological process: ubiquitin-dependent protein catabolic process. Gene Ontology annotation, molecular function: ubiquitin protein ligase activity. Lineage: Eukaryota; Metazoa; Chordata; Mammalia; Rodentia; Dipodidae. The coding region runs from base 73 to 1221 and encodes 382 amino acids. The transcript is spliced from 9 exons.
GGCCGCGGCCUCGCUCCGUCCUCUCCCUCCCUCGUCCGCCGGUGCUUCCCUCGCUAGCUCGCCGGUGUGACCAUGGGUCCCGCCGCUCGCCCUGCGCUGAGGUCGCCGCCUCCUCCGCCUCCUCCUCCUCCUCCGUCGUCGCCGCCGUCGCCGCUACUGCUCCUGCUGCCCCUAUUGCCGCUGUGGCUGGGCCUGGCGGGACCCGGGGCCGCGGCGGAUGGCAGCGAGCCGACGGCCCGGGCGGGGCGGGGUGGAGCCCGCGCCGUGCGAGUGGACGUGAGGCUUCCUCGGCUGGACGCUCUGAUCCUGGAGGGCGUCCGGAUCGGCCCCGAAGCCGACCCGGGGCCUCCGCUGGGCGGCCGCCUGCUGCUGAUGGAUGCCCUGGAAGCUGAGGAAGAAGUGCCCGCAGAAGGCUGGAUUGCAGUGGCAUAUGUGGGCAAGGACCAGGCGGCCCAGUUCCACCAGGAAAAUCAGGGCAGUGGCCGCCAGGCCUAUCCCAAGGCUCUGGUCCAGCAGAUGCGACGGGCCCUCUUCCUGGGAGCCUCUGCUUUGCUUCUCCUCAUCCUGAACCACAAUGUGGUCCGAGAGCUGGACAUAUCCCAGCUUCUGCUCAGGCCAGUGAUCGUCCUCCAUUAUUCUUCCAAUGUCACCAAGCUGUUGGAGGCACUAUUGCAGAGGACUCAGGCUACAGCUGAGAUCACCAGUGGAGAGUCUCUGUCGGCCAACAUCGAGUGGAAGCUUACCCUAUGGACCACCUGUGGCCUCUCUAAGGAUGGCUACGGAGGCUGGCAGGACUUGGUGUGCCUGGGAGGCAGUCGGGCCCAGGAGCAGAAGCCCCUGCAGCAGCUAUGGAAUGCCAUCCUGUUGGUGGCCAUGCUCCUGUGCACAGGCCUCGUGGUCCAAGCCCAGCGACAGGCAUCCCGGCAGAGCCAGCAGGAACCCGGAGGCCAGGGGGACCUGUUCAAGCGCCAGGUGGUUCGAAGACUGGCAUCCCUCAAGACCCGGCGCUGCCGGCUGAGCAGGGCAGCACAAGGUCUCCCAGACCCUGGCACUGAGACUUGUGCUGUUUGCCUGGACUACUUCUGUAACAAGCAGUGGCUCCGGGUGCUGCCGUGUAAGCACGAGUUCCACAGAGACUGCGUGGACCCCUGGCUGAUGCUGCAGCAGACUUGCCCGCUGUGCAAGUUCAAUGUACUGGGGAACCGCUACUCCGACGACUAACCCCAACCCCAGUGGGGACUCUUCACGGGGAAUGGAUCCCUCCUGGCCUGCAGCCUGGGCUCCUGGAGAGAGAGAGAGGAUGGUGGGAUGGAAAGGCCAGUCAGCCCUGUGGGCAGAGGAAAGACUCCACCAUGCCUGUGCUGGGUAAGAGGGACUCAGUGCCUCAGGCUAAGGAGGCAGAGCCAAGACUUUGCAGCAAUGAAGCAGUCUGUCUGCAAUCCUGGGACGUCUGUGUCUGCCCUCUUCACAGGCAGCUCCCAGGGCUCUGAGGAAGGAGAAUGUGGCCAGUACAUCUCUCCCCAGUGUUCUGGGGCUACAAUGGCUGAGUUUUAUGCUAUUUAUUGGUGGGUAGGAGGAGGGAAAUGCUGUGUGGUUUUGGGGCCUACUGGACUGACCAUCUUUCUAGAUACAGCUUGGUCAAAUCAAGGCUGUGAGGUUAACUGCCCGCUGUCCUCAUCUUGGGCACUGGGAGUCAUGGGUCUUGCUGCCUGUCCAGCUGGGCUCCACCCCCAAUCUAGCUGGAAUCAGAGGCCUUAGAAAUUGAGUGCUGCACUUCUUGGUUGGACUACAUGUUGCUUGACCGGGAUACUUGAAGCCACAGGAUAAAUGUGGUGCAUCUUCCAAGGACAUCCAUUUUUUAAAACAAAAACAGUUGGGGUGGGGAAGUUUUAAUAAUAAAAUAAACAUGAAAUAUAUUUUAAGAUGUAAAA